AAUUAGUUGCUUUUAUAGGAAAGUGACAAAGUUUUUUGGUACAACUCAAAAAAGAAAGUUGGCAAAUUCCAAUGAGACGGAGGGGUAAUAAUGUCAAAGAAUGGACGGACGGGGAAACUACAUACUUGCCCCUAGACGGAAGACGGUUACAUUGAAAACGAAGAUGUCGGCUCAAUUUGUGGGAAUUGGACGCAAGCGCCAAGCGGUGGAUUGUAGAGAAUUGCCGUGGAUGGCUGCUUGGUGUAGAAAAUGCAUAUACUUGAAGCCAAAACUGGAAAAAAUGGUUGCGGAAUAUGAUUCAAAAAUCAAGUUCUACUGUGUGGAUGUAAACCGGGUGCCCAAGGCUUUAGUCAACCGAGGAAACAUCUCUAAAAUGCCAACUAUUCAGGUGACCCUUAAACCUGGAAAUCCAUAGCUAUGGAAAGAUGAAGAAAUGAGAGGAGAAGUGAUUGGAGGUCACAAAGCUUGGCUUGUAAUUGAAGAAAUCAGGGAAAUGAUACAAAAGUUCGCGAUAUGAGUGACUCUUCCUGAUCAGAUAAUUAUAUAGAUAGAUGUUGUUUGCCACUCUUUUUUAUUUUCUAGUAUAGCUACAUUCAAAUGAUUGUUUUAUGUUUUAGAGUAAAACCUACAAAUUAAAAUCCUCACAGAAUUAGGAUGUGAGUUAUCAAUCAAAUCUUGGUGGAUUUCCGGCCACCGAUGUGAUGUUC
This is a messenger RNA of Cuscuta epithymum, 707 nucleotides long. The record is from the annotation of a GenBank genome assembly. Lineage: Eukaryota; Viridiplantae; Streptophyta; Magnoliopsida; Solanales; Convolvulaceae.